Mandrillus leucophaeus (drill) is the source of this 1241-nucleotide messenger RNA. Its product is annotated as 40S ribosomal protein SA-like. Gene Ontology annotation, biological process: ribosomal small subunit assembly; cytoplasmic translation. Gene Ontology annotation, cellular component: ribosome; 90S preribosome; cytosolic small ribosomal subunit. Lineage: Eukaryota; Metazoa; Chordata; Mammalia; Primates; Cercopithecidae. The transcript has a single exon. The record is from RefSeq and is a predicted model, not a curated record. Gene Ontology annotation, molecular function: structural constituent of ribosome. The coding region runs from base 295 to 1179 and encodes 294 amino acids.
AUCCUGGCCAACAUGGUGAAACCCUGUCUCUACUAAAAAUACAAAAAUUAGCUGGGUGUGGUGGCGCAUGCCUGUAGUCCCAGCUACUCGGGAGGCUGAGGCAGGAGAAUUGCUUGAACCAGGGAGUCGGAGGUUGCAGUGAACCGAGAUUGUGCCACUGCACUCCAGCCUGGUGGCAGAGCAAGACUCUGACUUUAAAAAAAGAAAAGAAAAAGACAUUUCUGUGCUACCCACAGAGGGGUCCAUAUGGCAUUGUUCUGGAUUCCCGUCAUAACUUAAAGGGAAACUUUCACAAUGUCCAGAGACCUUGAUGGCCUGUGGAUGAAGAAGGAAGAUGUCCUUAAGUUCCUUGCAGCAGGAACCCACUUAGGUGGCACUAAUCUUGACUUCCAAAUGGGACAGUACAUCUAUAAAAGGAAAAGUGAUGGCAUCUACAUCAUACAUCUGAAGAGGACCUGGGAGAAGCUUCUGCUGGCAGCUCGUACCAUUGUUCCCAUUGAAAACCCUGCAGAUGUCAGUGUUAUAUCCUCCAGGAAUACCGACCAGAGGGCCAUGCUGAAGUUUGCUGUUGCCACUGGAGCCAAUCCAAUUGCUGGCUGCUUCACUCCUGGAACCUUCAGUAACCAGAUGCAAGCAGCCUUCUGGGAGCCACGGCUUCUUGUGGUUACUGACUCCAGAGCUGACCACCAGCCUUUCACGGAAGCGUCUUAUGUUAACCUACCUACCAUUGCUCUGUGUAACACAGAUUCUCCUCUGUGCCAUGUGGACAUUGCCAUCCCAUGCAACAACAAGGGAGCUCACUCCGUGGGUUUGAUGUGGAUGCUGUCUCAGGAAGUUCUGCGCAUGCGUGGCACCAUUUCCCAUGAACACCCAUUGGAGGUCAUGUCUGAGCUCUACUUCUACAGAGAUCCUGAAGCGACUGAAAAAGAAGAGCAGGCUGCUGCUGAAAAGGCAGUGACCAAGGAGGAAUUUCAGUGUGAAUGGACAGCUCCAGCUCUUGAGUUCACUGCUACUCAGCCUGAGGUUGCACAAUGGUCUGAAGGCGUGCAGGUGCCUUCUGUGUCUCUUCAACAGUUCCCUACUAAAGACUGGAGCACUCAGCCUGCCAUAGAAGACUGGCCUGCAGCUCUCACUGCGCAGGCCACUGAAUGGGUAGGAGCAACCACUGAAUGGUCUUAAGCUGUUCUUGCAUGGGCUCUUAAGCAACAUGGAAAAUAAACAUCAGUAUCUAAAUAAAAAAA